CGGGGCCAGCGGGGAACACACUGCCAGGCCGGGCCGGGGAGGAGGAGAGGAAGGAGCAGCACGGCACAGCCUCCUCCAGCUUUACCAUCGUACAGGGAAGAACGGGCGACACAUAACGAUUGCAGACAUGGAGACCUUGGACAAAGCCGUAACUGGAUAUAUAGAUAAUUUAUUGGGACCACGAGACCCACGAGUGAAGGGAUGGUUCCUGUUGGGCAGUUAUAUCCCCACCUUUGUAUUCACUGCCCUGUAUUUAUUUGUUGUAUGGAUUGGACCAAAGUACAUGCAAAACAGGCAGCCCAUUUCAUGUAGAGGAAUUUUAGUGGUUUAUAACCUUGGACUGACUGUGCUCUCCCUGUAUAUGUUUUAUGAGCUUGUAACAGGAGUAUGGGAAGGAGGCUACAACUUCUUCUGUCAAGACACUCAUAGUGGAGGGAAAGCAGACAUGAAGAUAAUCAGAGUCCUGUGGUGGUACUACUUCUCCAAACUGAUUGAAUUUAUGGAUACGUUUUUCUUCAUCCUCCGCAAAAAUAACCACCAAAUUACCGUCCUGCAUGUUUACCAUCACGCCUCUAUGCUUACCAUUUGGUGGUUUGUCAUGAACUGGGUACCUUGCGGACAUUCUUACUUUGGUGCUACACUCAACAGCUUUAUUCAUGUUCUCAUGUAUUCCUACUAUGGACUGUCCGCUAUUCCAGCCAUGCGCCCAUAUCUGUGGUGGAAGAAAUACAUCACUCAGUGCCAGUUGACUCAAUUUGUCCUGACAAUGACCCAGACCAGCUGUGCGAUGAUUUGGCCCUGUGCAUUCCCCAUGGGUUGGCUGUAUUUCCAGAACUGCUACAUGAUCUCUCUGAUUAUCCUCUUUGGCAAUUUCUACAUUAAGACUUACAGCAAGAAAACUUCUUCUAAGAGGAAAGAUUACCAGAACGGGUCCGUGAGUGCAGUGAACGGUCACACAAAUGGCUUUUCAUCGCUGGAGGACAAUGUCAAGCAGCGUAAACAAACAAGGGAUUGAACAGAAAACCCGACAGCCAUUUCACUACGCCAGAGGAUACAACAUCAGAUUGAAAGCACGGAAGAGUCUGUGCUGUGAUACCCUUACAGCUACUGUAAUUGUUCCUAGUUAAUAUAAUGUGAUUAACGUAGGUCUUAACAAAUUUCAGCCAUUAUAACUAUGCCGUAGAAGACAUAGAAAAUUGCU
Messenger RNA from Nanorana parkeri, 1201 nucleotides. It is a transcript of the gene ELOVL5, whose product is annotated as ELOVL fatty acid elongase 5. The transcript is spliced from 8 exons. Gene Ontology annotation, biological process: very long-chain fatty acid biosynthetic process; sphingolipid biosynthetic process; fatty acid elongation, polyunsaturated fatty acid. The coding region runs from base 128 to 1015 and encodes 295 amino acids. The record is from RefSeq and is a predicted model, not a curated record. Gene Ontology annotation, molecular function: fatty acid elongase activity. Gene Ontology annotation, cellular component: endoplasmic reticulum; endoplasmic reticulum membrane. NCBI's taxonomy places the organism in Eukaryota, Metazoa, Chordata, Amphibia, Anura, Dicroglossidae.